AUGCAGCUUUUUCUUAUCAACUUCAUCCUGAUCAUCUCCACCCUCUUCUGCUUCGUCCGUGCCGAUGCGAUUACAGAUGCAAUCCACAUCAAGGGCCUCGCUUCCAGUACCGCGGACACCAUUUUCGCUUCUCUGAAUGGCACAGCGUAUCUUAACACAUCGGAUCUGGUCUCUCAAGUCACCGCCGCUAUUCAAGGAGCUGAUUCGUUGAUGAUGUCCAAUAUCUCCUCUCCAGGCGUUGCAAACAUUACCUUCAAUGAAGCCUACUUCAACUACGUCGACUCAGUGCUCUAUCUCGCUGAUACCGUCCAACGUCGUGGUCGUCUCUUCCACUCUGAGCUGAACCAACCAGUCUACCAAGCCCUCCAGAGCCUGUCUUCUGCUGUUUCUAUGUAUGGUCACGACCUCACGUCACAAAACAUCAUCCAGCGCAACAGCACCAUCCGAACCUUGACAACGGGCAGUGCAAUUGUCAGAGCACAGAGCGCAUGGGCCAACAACCAGAACUACCCAGGAAAGAGGGAAGCUUUGGAGUGGACAAGCUAG
Aureobasidium pullulans EXF-150 is the source of this 546-nucleotide messenger RNA. RefSeq lists its product as uncharacterized. Bases 1 to 546 code for a protein of 181 amino acids. NCBI's taxonomy places the organism in Eukaryota, Fungi, Ascomycota, Dothideomycetes, Dothideales, Saccotheciaceae. The transcript is spliced from 5 exons. The record is from RefSeq and is a predicted model, not a curated record.